GGGGGUAUAUAUGUGUACCUACUAUUUAAAUAGUGUUAUGUUUUAUCUCUUUAAAUUAAAGAACGUAAAACCACCCAAAUAUAUUUGUGUGAAAAUCCGGCCCUGUUUUUUACCUGCUCUUCGAGAAACAUAACAUUGCUUCCUUGGCGCUAGCUAGCCGUGCGCUCGCAUUACCAGUGCAAGCGAGGUCUUCGAAUACGUAUCUUUGUUUCGGAUCGCAGUGUCACAAGUUAAGCUGGUUUGAGAGCGUUCAGUCGCCUACCUUAGACGCACCAAUAGAGAUCAGACAGCUAUUCUGUUAGAAUUCUGUAUUAGUUCAUAAUGAAUCUUAUUCCGUGCUCAAUAGAGUACUAAUUCAAUAAAUACUACCUAUGCGGCCUCACCAUUUUUUCAUAGUGGCACGCGCCUUUGCGGUUUUUAAACAACAGAUAAGACGAUAAUCCGUAGAAGCUCACGGAGAAAAAUAGAAACUAUACUAACAUACAUAAUGUAAACUUGUUGUUACUAACAUAAUAUGGAUGAUAAUUGUCCGAAAUAAAUGCUUUUAUAUUCAUUUCAUUUUCAUUUUGAAAAAUAAUUUUCGUGGAAAGAAGUUAUUAAGCUUUACGUUAUGAUUUUUUUAAUACACUGGGUUAAAAAACCCUAUUAGCAAUCCCAAUGUUAUUUUUAAAGACAUAUCGGUUGAUACGUGGACGAAUACUUGGUACGUAUUUAUUUUACUGGAAGAAACACUUUUACAAUUUUAAUUACAUGUGUGGAGUGCCCCUCCUAAAUAUAUAUUCCUCCUAAAUACAUACGGACUGAGGAAAAUAUAAAAGAGUUCCGUUUUUGCCAUUUUGUCUACGGAACCCUAAAAAGUGAGAGCCCAACAACUUACACAAAUCAAAAUAUUUAAUAUAAAUAUACUAAUUUCUUUACUAGUUGUAAUCUAAACAUGCUGUUGGCGUUGCCUCGCUGUAUACCUACUCGUACUUAACAAGCGACAUCUGCUGCACUAAGUAAUGCGCCGCCACUGUAAUUUGAUUGUUUUAAUAUUGACUUGUCUCUAGUUUUACGAACUGCAGGUUUGAAGGAUUUAAGUUUAACGAUUUUUUUUUUAUCUGGUCAGCCCCUCAUCUCAAUGUGAACCAUGCGAAAUUUCUUAUCACUUGAAUGAGACAGAAGCAUGUGUGUGUGAAUACAAACAUGUUAUUGUAGCAGUAUUGUGGUGUUUAUAACGUGCCCCCCAGGAGUAGGGCUCCAGUUGCGGCUGCUUAUUUGGCACUUAAAACGGCUUCGAUAUGUUGUGGAAAUUUGUUGUUGUUGCUUCACUAGCUUUGGGAGUAUAUGGUCGCUCCACGGUCAAUGUUCCUGACAAUUCGCCUUUUGAUGAGUACAGUCAACUAGUGAUUAGGGAAUAUUGCAACGCCACUCAUGCUGAAGACAAGACAUCAGAAGUCAAGUCUGCAAUGAUAGCAUUCGCAAAGUGUUUGAACGACGCGAUUGAUUUUGAAAUUUUCGCUAAAGAAAUGGAAAAAGCGGAGAACAGCGGAGUAUAUGAUGAAGUAAUCCAAAAGUACUGUGCCAAAGCUCCGCAACUAAAGGAAUGUACUAGCGAUCUGGUCAGAGGAAUGUCUCCAUGCCUGCCGGCCGGUUUGGAUCGUAGCGCCGUGAAGAGCACCAACACCCUGAUCGACUUCGUUUGCGAUAAUAAUGGAGCCAGGAUAACCUCAUUUAUUAGAGAGGAUGGUCCACGGUGCAUUAAGGAUAAGAUGUUUUAUAUUGCAUACUGCCAAGAUGUCAUAACAUCAAACCUCACGAAGUUUACAAAUGCCUCCAGAGGCGGAUUAGCUAGUUCACUGUACACUAUAUCUGAAAUGGACAGGUGUGUCUUGGUAGACCAAAGUUUGGAGUGUUUGGUGAACGUGAUAAAGAGUUGCCCGAACCCAGCUAUCGGAAAACUGGGUCAGGAGUUCCACGACGUCUACUUAGAAAGCCUGUCUUGCUCUGAGGUAACACAACAUGCAAAUACAGGAGUACUCGCUGAAGGAAUAGCAGACACUGCAAUUGGAAGCUCAGAUGAGGGUAACAAAGACAUUGAUCAACUUAAGAAAAUAAAACUUGAGUUAGAAGUGCGGACUGCGGAACUCGACAUUUGGUACAGAGAAAACGAACUGAACGUGCAGCAUACCGCCCUCACUUCGGAUAUAAAGCCGCAGGGUCAUUAGAUCUCCAGCCCUGUUGAGUCUUUUUUCAUAAUAAAAUAACCCAAUGUGGACUAUAUUAAAAUAAAACUUAAACAAAACUACAUAAAAAAGGGAAAGAAACUACGACUAAAGUUAUAAAUAAAAAACUUGCUCCAGCUCGGUGCCUUGUGGCAAGGUGCCUAAAGACUAGCGGCAUUGUUGCGCGCGGUAAGAGCCAGCCCUCCUGUCACUCGUUGCCUCCACGAGGCGCUUCACCAGCUCUUUGAAAAUGUGGUGUUUCUGUAAUACGAGUAUAUCGCCAAAGAAAUUGGAUGCAUAUUGAUAUUGAUGUAGUAGGAACUGACCAUCAAUUGACAUCGACAUCAUCACAUUAUACCUAUUAGUAAAUUUUAUGGGAUCUUUAGAGGCGGAGGCUUUAGAGGGGGUAUUAGUUUUAUUAUAUGGCUAGUUUAGUUUUAAUUUUAAGAUAGAUACAUGAUAUUUGAAACUUGAGGUCUAUGGUGGGACCCCAUGACGCGCGCAAGUUUAUUGUAGAAAUCGUGAAGCGUCUGGUUGACGUAACUGGUGACCCUUAGCUGGCGGCUUCCUCACACAACGUAUCAGCAUUGCGAUACAAGGAGGAAAUGCCGCCAGUAUCCUUAGUACAAUGUCUUAAGGGUCUAUUUUAGAUUUAAGCUAGUUAUUAAUAGUAAUACCUCUGUAUAAUAUAUCUAUCUAUUAUGUAAAUAAAGUUUUUGGAUGCAUUCAAAA
Molecule: messenger RNA, 2936 nt
Organism: Cydia pomonella (codling moth)
Lineage: Eukaryota; Metazoa; Arthropoda; Insecta; Lepidoptera; Tortricidae
Product: 27 kDa glycoprotein-like
Exons: 8
Coding region: 1281-2207 (308 amino acids)
Source: RefSeq, a predicted model, not a curated record